Pleurotus ostreatus (oyster mushroom) is the source of this 1731-nucleotide messenger RNA. RefSeq lists its product as uncharacterized. NCBI's taxonomy places the organism in Eukaryota, Fungi, Basidiomycota, Agaricomycetes, Agaricales, Pleurotaceae. The coding region runs from base 1 to 1731 and encodes 576 amino acids. The transcript is spliced from 10 exons. The record is from RefSeq and is a predicted model, not a curated record. Gene Ontology annotation, molecular function: flavin adenine dinucleotide binding; oxidoreductase activity, acting on CH-OH group of donors.
AUGUUUUCCUCGCCAGUUAUCUUCAUGCAAAUCGUAGCAUAUCUCUGCUUCGCUGGAGCCAAAAUCCUGGGCUCCACCGACGAUCUCCUAAAUCAAUACGAUUUCAUUAUUGUCGGAGGUGGUACUGCUGGGAAUGUCGUAGCCAACCGCCUCUCGGCGGACCGACGUACCACAGUCUUGGUUAUUGAAGCAGGCGGAUCCAAUGACGUGCUCGAUUUGCAAAUACCGUAUCUCUGGACCAGCCUGAUUGGUUCCGCGUAUGAUUGGAAUUCCACCUCGACACCACAAAGCGGCCUGGGGAACAGGAGUGUGACCCUCGCGAGGGGCAUAGGCCUGGGCGGGAGCUCGUCAAUAAAUGCCAUGCUGUACACACUGGGGUCUGCUGACAACUACGAUGCUAUUGCCGAGCUGGUAAACGACGAGUCCUGGUCAUGGAACCGCCUGCAGCCAUUCUUUGGGAAGGAUGUGACGCAGCCUGGUAGUCCAUCCUCGCCAGCCUCGGAUAUGAUUGAAGUCGCGCCCCCCAGGUUUUAUCAACCGACAGACGACAGGAUCAUGCAAACCACACAGGAGAACAGCGAAUUUCCUUUCAAUAAUAACACCAAUUCAGGGAAGCAGUUAGGCUUCGGUUGGUCUAAAUCGACUAUUGCUCCUGAUGGCACUCGAUCUAGUUCUCGCACUGUCUACCUCAAGCCUGAGGUCAUCAACCGGCCAAACCUCCAUGUCCUGUUGAACACCCAAGCCACGCGCUUAUUGCAGUUGGACAGGGCCGACAGAACAAGGUUCAAUGGCGUCGAGUUUGUAGAAAGCGUUCAUGCGAAGCGAGAAAUCAUACUCUCCGCAGGCGCAUACGGCACGCCUCAUAUUUUGCUGAACUCAGGCAUCGGGGACGCACGCGACCUGAAUAGUGUUGGAGUCACGCCCAGGCACGAGCUUCCUUCCGUCGGACACAACCUCACUGACCAUUCCCUCACAACUUUAACGUGGACUGUCAAUUCGACGACCACAUACGAGUCUAUUCGACGCAACGAGACGUUAUGGGCCACUCUCCUGGAGCAGUGGCGGCGAAACGGCACCGGCGAUUUCUCGAGUUCUGGGAUAGAUCACGUAGCGUGUCUGAGGCUUCCGAGCACUGCAGAUAUUUUCAAUAGCGUACAGGAUCCGUCUGCGGGACCCAAUACAGGGCACUUUGAGAUAAUCAUAACGAACGGCAAUAUUUUUGGAGGUCCAACAUCCGACAACCUCAUAGCUGCAACUCUCAUGGUUCUAACGCCAAUGUCUCGCGGCUUCGUUAAAUUGAAUUCGGCUCACCCUCUGGACAAAGCAGCGAUCAAUCCCUCGUAUUUGUCACAUCGAUUUGACCAAUACACGAUGCGAGAAGCCAUUAGGUCUACCCAGCGGUUCUUCGACUCUCCUGCAUGGGAAGGAUAUGUUCUGUCCCGAGCCGGAGACUACGCAGCGGUGGAUCUCCAGGAUGACAAUGAACUGGACGCCUAUAUCCGUGAUAACGUUGUCUCUGGCCUUCACCCAGUCGGAAGCUCUUCAAUGUCGCCGAGGGGAGCAUCUUGGGGCGUCACGGACCCCGACCUAAAGGUCAAAGGUCUCAAGGGCCUGCGAGUUGUGGACGCCUCAGUUAUCCCGCUGAUCCCUGCAGCGCACACACAAGGCCCUACCUAUAUAUACGCGGAACGAGCGGCAGAUAUCAUAAAGAAAGAUUGGGAUACAGUGUAA